AUGGCGACUACGAGCAGUCGAUCCGUGGCAGGGUACAGCAGCAGUCAGCACCUCAAGGAACGCGCGACGGGAGCUCGAAGCCCUAGGGAAUACCGCGACGAGGAGGAUGACGAGCGCGAGCACGGACACGAGGCGCACAGCCCCACUGGCGGCUCGUUCGACGAGGGGAUGUUCCGCCAGGCUGGCAGUCCACGUGGCUUCGGCAGCGCGUUCCCCGCAGGAUCGCAGUACCACAGAGUAUUGGUGCGAUUAGGUCUGGCUCGACUAUCCAUGGACCAGUUUGGGUCGCGGCUUGUGCUACUAACGGGGUUGCUGGUGGUUCUCGGAUGGGGAGCGCGUGACGUGUGGGAGGAGAUGAAAUCUAGGGCUGCCACGCAGGGCACGUGUCCCCUUCCGCGUGAAUUUCGGCCGUCGGAUGAAGAGCUAUUGGGCCGGCUUCCGCAGUAUAAGCGGCUGGUGUUGACGCAACCCAUGGCGGUAAAAUACCUGCAGCUGAUCCACAAGUACCUGGAACCGUGGCGCCCUAUCAAGAAUCUGACCUCAGGAGUGGGGAGAAUGGGCCUGGUGAGCACGGAGGCGCUGACGCGGAUGGGCAAGACACCGGCCAUCAUGUCGUGCGCGGGGCACGUGAAGGUGAUCAACGGCAAGGUGUUCUUCCGCUAUGGCGGCUUCUUCCGCGAAUACUACCGCCUCAACCGCUUCCUGCAGACCGUCAAGAUGAUCCACGAUGCGGUGGUGCGGUAUCAACUCACAGACAUGCGUCUUGAGCUCUACGUGAACACGUGCGACCACCCCAUGGCGUUCUACAGCAGCCACAUCACCGAUCGCGCCGGCAUCCCCAUGAUGAGCACCGGCUUUACCGCUGAUACCAUGGACAUCCCCAUUCCUGACCCGCUUGAUCUAACUGAGGAUUACACCCCAGACCUGGCCACACAGAUUCCAUGGGAGCGCAAGGAGGCGCGGGCAGUGUUCCGCGGCAAGACCACGUCGUACGAGCUGAUCGACGGCAACUGGGGUGCCAACCCCCGCGUGCGCCUGCACCGCAUCUCCGAUGCGCACCCGUCCCUCAUGGACGCGCACAUCAACAAGUGGUCCCACUCAAGGGGGGCAGCGCAAUUCGCGAUGGUAAAGGAGGGCGUGUUGCUGGCGCCGCGCAUGAACUUCACUCAGUUCAACGCGUUCAAGUACCAGGUCAUCGUAGACGGCGGUGGGGGCAGCUGCCGCACGUGCGGGGUGCUGCGGUCCAAUCAGCUGAGCAUCCGCCAGGAGACGCCCAUUUACCAGUUCUACGAGCCGCUGCUGCAGGAUCGGGUGCAUUGGCUCACCACCACUCGCACCUUCUCGGACCUGCCAGAGAAGGUGCGGUGGGCGCAGGAGAACGACGAGGAGGUGCAGAGGCUGGUGCAGGUGGCAAACCAGUUUGCAACGUACGCGUGCACGUGGACCGGCCGCACUCUCUACUGGGGGCUGCUUCUUGUCAAGUACCACGACACCCUUGAGAACCCUGACGCUAUUACAGAGCCACCAGUGAAUCAGAUAUGCGACAAGAGCCCCAUGUUGGAGUCGCCAAACACAACUGUGGACCCAGCAGCAGUGAAGUGUGCGGAUCCAGACGGCCCCAAGAAGAACCCUGAAUGCAUCUACUUCUGCUCCUCGGGCACCAUCAAGUCCAACCUCUUCGUCUGGCAUAAAGCCGAGGCUCUUGCAGACCUCAAGAAAGUGGGUCCUCCUUGA
Closterium sp. Yama58-4 is the source of this 1734-nucleotide messenger RNA. The record is from the annotation of a GenBank genome assembly. Lineage: Eukaryota; Viridiplantae; Streptophyta; Zygnematophyceae; Desmidiales; Closteriaceae.